Exophiala xenobiotica is the source of this 1186-nucleotide messenger RNA. RefSeq names its product 3-hydroxyisobutyrate dehydrogenase. The coding region runs from base 141 to 1151 and encodes 336 amino acids. Gene Ontology annotation, cellular component: mitochondrion. The record is from RefSeq and is a predicted model, not a curated record. NCBI's taxonomy places the organism in Eukaryota, Fungi, Ascomycota, Eurotiomycetes, Chaetothyriales, Herpotrichiellaceae. Gene Ontology annotation, molecular function: 3-hydroxyisobutyrate dehydrogenase activity; NAD binding; NADP binding. Gene Ontology annotation, biological process: L-valine catabolic process. The transcript has 3 exons.
GAGACUCUGCAGGUCAGAGCUUGCAGCUUUGCAGACUUACCUCGGGCAUCACUCCGCACCCAACCGACAUCAUGGAGCUUCCUUAACCUGCCUCGUGUCGCUUUGCUGAAGAUGCAUCGCCUAAGGCGAGCUCAGCAGAGAUGACCGCCAUGCUCGCGUCCUCCGUGUUGAGGAGGACCUCUUCACGAUUAUCUACGACAGUCAGGCAUUUUUCCUGCUCGUCUAUCAGAGACGCAUCAUGGGGCUUCAUUGGUCUGGGUGCCAUGGGCUAUCCUAUGGCGAAGAACUUACGAGCGAAGAUUCCUGAAGGAGACACCAUGACCGUCUUCGACGUCAAUCAAACCGCCCUAGACAAAUUCUCACAAGAGGCUGUACCUGCUGGGGUGGUCGUUGCAAAGAGUCCGAGAGAGGUGGUAGAGAAUUCUGACAUCAUUGUAUCAGCUUUGCCAGAGCCUCGACACGUUAAAGGCGUCUUUGAGCAAGUGCUCACAUCGUCUCUGCCCAAGGCGCCUACCCAAACUUCAAGGCUUUUCAUCGACUGCUCGACCAUCGAUCCUACCACGUCACGAGAAGUCGCAAAAUUGGUAAAUGACAAGGCUGGGGCCAAUUUCGUGGAUGCUCCUAUGUCGGGUGGAGUCGUCGGUGCAAGAGCUGGAACUCUGACAUUCAUGGUCGGCGCAGAAAAGGAAGACGUGCCCAUGAUCACGGAAGUUCUGCUUCUCAUGGGACGAAAGGUCUGGCAUAUGGGCCCACAAGGCACUGGCCUUAGCGGAAAAUUGGCAAAUAACUACGCCCUCGCUAUCAACAAUAUUGCAUGCGCCGAAGCCAUGAACUUGGGCUUGAGAUGGGGCAUUGAAGGCAAGGCUCUGGCUGAUUUGCUGAACUCGGCCACAGGAAGGAGUUGGCCAAGUGAGAUCAACAACCCUGUGCCUGGUGUGAUUGAGGCUGCUCCAGCGAGCAAAGACUACGAGGGAGGCUUUGGAGUUAGUCUUAUGAACAAAGAUCUCCGACUGGCAAUGACAGCCGCAUCAGAAGCCGGAGCCAAGCUUGUUCUUGCUGCGAGGGCGAAGGAGGUCUACGAUGAGACAGAAAAGGCCUACAAGGGUAAGGACUUCUCGGUGGUGUACAGAUGGCUAGGUGGGAAGGAGUGAAUUAGUUUGCAAUGAGAUCCAUCGAACAUAAAACA